GCCAUGGCGUUCACGGUGGCGGAUUACACCGUCUUCGUGCUGCUGCUGGUGCUCUCCUCCGCCAUCGGGCUGUUCUACGCACUGAGCGGCGGCCGGCAGCGCACGGUGCAGGAGUUCCUGCUGGCCAACCGCAGCAUGAGCUUCCUGCCCGUGGCCCUGUCCUUGCUGGCCACCUUCCAGUCAGCCGUGGCCAUCCUGGGCGUGCCGGCCGAGAUCUACCGCUUCGGCACCGAGUACUGGUUCUUGGGCUGCUGCUACUUCCUGGGCCUCCUGAUCCCGGCGCAUGUCUUCAUCCCUGUCUUCUACCGCCUCCACCUCACCAGCACCUAUGAGUACCUGGAGCUGCGCUUUAACAAGGCUGUGCGUGUGUGUGGCACCGUGACCUUCAUCUUCCAGAUGGUGAUUUACAUGGGGGUCGUUCUCUAUGCACCUGCGCUGGCUCUCAAUGCAGUGACUCAGUUUGACCUCUGGGGGGCGGUGCUGACCAUGGGCCUGGUCUGCACCCUGUACACCACCCUGGGUGGGCUGAAGGCCGUCAUAUGGACCGACGUCUUCCAGACGCUGGUGAUGUUCGCAGGGCAGCUGGCCGUCAUCGUGGUGGGCACCGUCAAGGUGGGCGGCAUGGGGCGGGUCUGGCAGCUGGCGGCUGAUCAGGGGAAGAUCUCUGGAAUCGACCUCAACCCUGACCCCUUUGAGCGUCACACCUUCUGGACCCUGGCCGUCGGGGGCGUCUUCAUGAUGCUGUCGCUGUAUGGCGUGAACCAGGCCCAGGUGCAGCGCUACCUCAGCUCCCGCACCGAGCGGGAGGCCGUGCUCUCCUGCUACGCCGUCUUCCCCUGCCAGCAGGUGGUGUUGUGCCUCAGCUGCCUCACGGGCCUGGUCAUGUUUGCCUAUUACCAGGAGCAUCCGCUCACGGCAGCCCAGAGCCAGGCCUCCUCCGACCAGCUGGUUCUGUACUUCGUCAUGGACGUCCUGAAGGACCUGCCCGGCCUGCCCGGCCUCUUCGUCGCCUGCCUCUUCAGCGGCUCCCUGAGCACAAUUUCCUCGGCCUUCAACUCCCUGGCCACGGUGACCAUGGAGGACCUGAUCCACCCCUACUUCCCCGGCCUGCGGGAGUCCCGUGCCACGCUGCUCUCCAAGCUGCUGGCUCUCAGUUAUGGCCUGCUCUGCCUGGGGAUGGCCUACCUCUCCUCCAUGAUGGGCCCCAUGCUGCAGGCUGCCAUCAGCAUCUUCGGCAUGGUGGGCGGCCCGCUGCUGGGACUCUUCUGCCUAGGAAUGUUCUGCCCGUGUGCCAAUCCCACCGGUGCGAUCGCUGGGCUGGCAGCCGGGCUGGCCAUGGCCUUCUGGAUCGGCAUUGGGAGCCUGGUGUCCAACCUGCGGGCGGCCCCCUCGGCCCCGCCGCUGUCCAACGUCACCGACUUCCCGCAGGCCAGCAACCUGAGCACGGCCAUCGCCACCACCCUGCUGACCUCGACCCCGGCCCCAAAGCGCCUCUCGGGGCUCCAGAAAUUCUACAGCCUGUCGUACAUGUGGUACAGCGCCCACAACUCCACCACCGUCAUCCUGGUGGGCCUGCUGGUCAGCCUGCUCACGGGUCCCACCAAGGGAGCGACCGUCAACCCUCGCACCAUCUACCCCGUGCUGCCCCGGCUGCUCUGCUGCCUGCCCCAGAGGUAUCGGGAACGGCUGAGCUGUGGGGUGGGCUGCUCCGCUGAGGACGGGAGCUGCGUGGAGCCGGCGCCCCAGGCCCCGGAGAAGACCAGCAAUGGAAUGCUGAAUGGCCCCAUCGGGGGCCUGGCCCCUGCGGAGGAGGCGGAGGGCGAGGGCUUUGCCAGGGCGGAGGGCGCUCACACCUACAUCCUGCAGGAGACGUCGCUCUGA
This is a messenger RNA of Emys orbicularis (European pond turtle), 1881 nucleotides long. It is a transcript of the gene SLC5A6, whose product is annotated as solute carrier family 5 member 6. Lineage: Eukaryota; Metazoa; Chordata; Testudines; Emydidae. The record is from RefSeq and is a predicted model, not a curated record. Gene Ontology annotation, molecular function: sodium-dependent multivitamin transmembrane transporter activity. Gene Ontology annotation, biological process: biotin transport; pantothenate transmembrane transport; sodium ion transport. The transcript is spliced from 15 exons. The coding region runs from base 4 to 1881 and encodes 625 amino acids. Gene Ontology annotation, cellular component: membrane.